Messenger RNA from Moneuplotes crassus, 2031 nucleotides. The record is from the annotation of a GenBank genome assembly. NCBI's taxonomy places the organism in Eukaryota, Ciliophora, Spirotrichea, Euplotida, Euplotidae.
AAUUUAAGCAUGGAUAAGAAGCCUAAUCCCAGACCAGAAAAGCAGCAAAAGAGGAAGCAGAGGUAUAUAAACUUUAGAAAAGAGAGAAUUAGAGGAAACUGGAAAUUUUUGAAUUAUUACAUUGGUAUCGUGCACAGUAUGGCCUUUAUUAUAGAAGGAGGCCUUAAUGAAUUUAAGACAAUGGAACAUUUUACGUCAGGAGUAGGAGCCUUAGUAGUAUUUGCUAUUGUAUUAGGGUUCUACAUCCUCCAGAAGUACACACAGUCUUACUCAAGAAUAGCAGGGCCAGUUAUCUUUAUAUCGUUUUGCGUCUGGAUGUGAGAAAUUGUUGUUCAGAAUGGAGAGUACAAAAUUUACGAAGGCUGCCUUGUUUUGAUCUCACUUUAUUAUCUCAUCACGAUUUCUAUUGUAGUAGAUUUAGCAAUCAUGCCUUUUAUUAUGAUCGGAUGACAAGUGUACACUCUUUUAAGGUUCUUUACUUGAUUAGAAGAUGUUCCCCAGAUUGCUGUAUCCUGUUAUGUUGCUCCGAUAGUACCCUUCACAAUUUUCUGAAUCAAACUAAAUGAUUUUUCGUGGAAAGAAUUUUUAUUCAUCGAAAGUAAGGAAAAGGUGAUUAAGAAUCUGCAUAAGCUAUUGAAAGCCUUCCCUGAAAGAAUCGCUGUAACAAAAAGAGCCAAAGCUAAGACUACUCUUUCAUUCACCAAUGAUCCAACAAUUGAAGCUUUGCUUAAUCAUAACACUACAAAGCUCAGGGAAAAUAUUACCAGGCUUGAGAAUUUUGAUAUUAGUGAUUCAGAUGAAAAAGUUAAGAACGAGACGAUCUCCAUCAGCAAGUUUCUGAAGCAAGAAAUACAGAAACUAGAAAGCUCUGACACGAACAAAAUAGAGUCCAACAUAAAGGCUGAGUCUGCCCAGGAUUUGGUAAAGGAAGAGAAUAAAUACUACACUGUUACAACGAAGAAAGUUUCACUAGUUGAUGAGUAUGGAGAUGAGGAGUGUAAAGAAUGCAAUGAAAGAACUUUCCUCCAUAUAUUUACUGAUAAAACAUCUUCAGAGGAAUUGAAGAAUGAAAUUGACUUGAAGGCUUACCAAAGACUAAUGUUAUCAAAUGUGGCUCACGAAUUCCGAAAUCCAUUGAGUGCAGUCUCUGGGAAUUUAGAUUUAAUCGAACUGGUAUCUACAGAACAAAAAGUUAAAGAAUUCGCAAGAAGAGCCAAGAUAUCAAGCAAGAUGAUCAAUUUUUAUGUAGAUGAUAUACUUGAUCUUAGUAGAAUAGAAAGAGGAGGAUUUAAUUUAAAUCCUGAAGACUUCAAAGUAAAGGAGCUCAUAAAUGAUGUAAAAGAACUAUAUGAAGGAGAAACAGAAAAGAGGUUUAUUCAAAUGACCUUUAAAAUGACAGACCUCGUACGUCUUCAGACUAUUAAUGCUGAUAAGAGGAGAAUUAUGCAGGUGCUUAUUAAUCUGGUCUCAAACGUUAUAAAAUUUACUUCUAACCUUAUUAAUAUUGAGUUCUUUGAAUUCAAUGAUUUCCAAAUGCAGAAGAGUCAAAAGCUCAAAAUGAUAGAUUUUCAGAGAUUUCCUAAAAAUACAUUCAGAGAUUUACUGGAGGAUAGUAUAAUAAGUUCGCAAGCUAAUGAGUUGGCUUGCAAGAUUACUGAAAAAUACAAAAUAGAUCCUUCAGAGUACCUUUUCGUCUGUUUAACUGAUAAUGGUGAAGGUAUCCUCAAAGAAGACCAGAAGAGCCUCUUCAAACUCUUUGGAAAGAUUGAGAAGACUCACCAUAAGAAUAAGAAAGGUUGAGGACUUGGCCUAACAAUCUGUAAGAAGAUUAUAAAUAAAAGCGAAGGAUUCAUCGACUUAAUCUCAAGCCCAGAAGGGUCGACCUUUGGGUUCUGAAUCAAGAUAGAUAAGGAGAAGUUCUACUUCUCUAAUUUACCUAUUGAGCACCAAGAAGAAGAGUUUAAGAUAAACCCAAUCAGAGAAUUUGAAUUUCAAACCUACAAAUCAAAGGAGGGUUUAUCCUAAUAAUCU